Messenger RNA from Acipenser ruthenus (sterlet), 5644 nucleotides. Its product is annotated as M-protein, striated muscle-like. The transcript is spliced from 37 exons. Gene Ontology annotation, molecular function: protein binding. The coding region runs from base 205 to 4677 and encodes 1490 amino acids. The record is from RefSeq and is a predicted model, not a curated record. NCBI's taxonomy places the organism in Eukaryota, Metazoa, Chordata, Actinopteri, Acipenseriformes, Acipenseridae.
UUUUUGUUCUGGACCCUGGAGUCCAGUCCGCAGCCUGUUCCUAUCCACCGCUUUGCUUGGAUUCAUCGUUAGUCACUGGGAUUUUUAUUUCCCACUUUUUCACCAUUUGUUUACAUUUUAGCUUUGAAUAGUGCUUUGCAGGAAAGUCACUAUUGCUACAGAAGAAUCGAACUAAAUAAAGAUCAUUGACUGGAGCCUCUCAGGAUGUCCUUACCUUUCUACCAGAAACACCACAAGCACUAUGACCGCGGGUACCGCAGCACAGAGGUGCAGUCUGCGCUCAGCCAAUACCACCUGGAUGAACAAAGCAGCACUACAUCCCGCAGCAAAGGAUCGAGAGUUGCCCUCUAUUCAGAUGAGGUACUGGUGGAGAGCUCCUCCAAACUGAGCCCACGACCCAAGAGACCAAGACCGACCUACACUGCUCUGGAUCAUGAGAUCAUCGGAUAUGUGGUGCCAGUGUUCAGAGGCCGUCGAGAAUAUAUUAGUGGAAUAACAGAUACAGAAGAGGAAAGGAUCAAGGAGACGGCAGGAUACCUGGCUAGAAGGAACCUUUUCACUACCGGUGAAAGUGUCACGGCUAUCAGCAGAUCCACGGUGGACACUGUGGGGGAAAAGAUGUUUGAGAAGAAGUCUAGAAAGACUGCAAUGCGAGAAUCAGCCGAGCACAUUAACUUAAACAAGAAGAUCCACGAGACCAUGGAAUUUCACAGGAAGCUGAAUAAGGACAGUCUAUUGCAUGCUCCUGAGUUCGUCAUUAAGCCCCGGUCCCACACUGUCUGGGAGAAACAGAACGUCAAACUGCACUGCACCGUCUCUGGCUGGCCUGAGCCCCGCGUAACCUGGUACAAAAACAAUGUCCCUAUUGAAGUUGAUGCGUACCCUGGCAAGUAUAAAAUAGAGAGCAGGUACAGCGUGCAUUCACUGGAGAUCUACAGUUGUGACUUUGAUGACACAGCGCAGUAUCGUGCUUCUGCCAUGAACGUCAAAGGGGAAGUCUCUACGAUUUCCUCGAUUGUGGUGAAAAGAUACAAAGAGGAGAUGGAUUCUUCUUCUCUUGGCACUGUUUCAUUGCCUUUAUCAUAUGGUCUUUCAACCACUGAUUAUGGCACAAAGUUUAAUAUCCACAUUGUCGAGAAAUUUGCUGUGUCAUUUGGUAGAGAGGGGGAGACCAUGAGCUUGGGCUGCACAGUGAUUGUCUACCCCAAUAUGAAACGCAUACAGCCGGAGAUCCAGUGGUACAGAGAUGGCGUUCUUCUGCAGCCUUCCAAAUGGGUGCAGAUGCACUGGAGUGGGAACCGUGCCACACUGACACUUACCCACCUCAACAAGGAGGACGAAGGCCUCUAUACCAUGCGCGUGGUCACCAAAUCAGACUAUGAAACCUACAGCGCUUAUGUGUUUGUUAGAGAUGCUGAGGCCGAGGUUGCUGGGGCUCCUGCUGCUCCCCUGGAUGUAGAGUGCCUGGAUGCCAACAAGGACUAUGUCAUUGUCACUUGGAAACAGCCUGCUGUAGACAGAGGCAGCCCCAUCCUGGGAUACUUUGUGGACAGGUGUGAGGUGGGCACCACUCACUGGAGCCAGUGCAAUGACACCCCAUUCAAGUUUGCUCGUUUCCCUGUCACCGGCCUGGUGGAGGGCCGCUCCUAUACCUUCCGUGUCCGGGCUGUAAAUAAAAAUGGCAUAAGCAGACCAUCUAGAGUAUCCAAUCCCAUCGCUGCAAUGGACCCUGCUGACAAGGCAAGAAUGAAAGGUCAUCCAUCUGCACCAUGGACAGGGCAGAUUAUUGUAACUGAGGAGGAGCCUGCAGAGGGAGUGGUGCCUGGGAAACCCUGUCAACUGGCAGUUACUGAAGCCACCAAGAAAUAUGUUGUCCUGAGCUGGAAACCCCCUGGCCAGAGAGGCCAUGAGGGCAUCAUGUACUACGUGGAAAAGUGUGUCGCAGGCACAGAUAGCUGGCAGAGAGUGAACACAGAGAUCCCAGUGAAGUCUCCCCGCUUUGCUCUCUUUGACCUGGCGGAGGGCAAGUCCUACUGCUUCCGCGUGCGCUGCUGCAACUCUGCCGGAGUGGGAGAACCAUCUGAGCCAACCGAGGCUACCGUCGUGGGAGACAAACUCGAUAUCCCUAAGUCACCAGGCCAUGUUUUGCCAACUAGGAACACUGAUACAUGUGUGGUCCUGACCUGGGCGGAAUCCAAGGAAGCUAAGGAGCUGAUUGGCUACUACAUUGAAGCUACUGUUGUGGGCUCAGGAGUAUGGGAGCCCUGCAACAACAAGCCAGUAAAGGGCACCAGGUUUUUCUGCCAUGGACUUUCAACUGGUCAGACUUACAUCUUUAGAGUCAGGGCUGUGAACGCAGCGGGGCUCAGUGAAUUUUCACAGGAAUCUGAGGCUAUUGAGGUCAAGGCAGCAAUUGCUUCCCCUGCCCCACCCUAUGGAAUCAGUGUUCUUGAAAGCGUUCACGACUCCAUGGUGCUUGGAUGGAAACAGCCCAAAUUCAUUGGCGGGGCUGAGAUUACUGGGUACUUUGUGGACUACCGUGAAGUGAUCGAUGGCGUAGUGGGGAAGUGGCACGAGGCCCACAUAAAGCCUGUCAGCGAAAGGGCAUACAGGGUAAAUGACCUAAAGGAGAGCAUGACCUACCAGUUCCAGGUUCGUGCUGCUAACAUAGCUGGGGUUGGAAUACCAUCCCUUCCAAGCACACCCUUCAAGUGUGAGGAAUGGACCAUUGCAGUGCCAGGACCUCCUUAUGACCUCAGGUGCACUGAAGUGAGGAAAAACUCUCUGGUGCUGCUCUGGAAUCCCCCUGUAUAUACUGGCCGCAGCGAGGUCAAUGGGUUCUACAUAGACAUCAAAGAGGCAGAGGCGGAUGAAGGUCAAUGGAGGUCUGUCAAUGAGAAGGCAACACAAAAGAAAUACAUGAAGAUUAAAGACCUGAAGGAAGGCGAUACCUAUGUCUUCCGUGUGCGAGCACAGAACAGAGCUGGAGUUGGAAAACCCUCAGACGAGACAGAGCCUGUCCUUGCUGAGACUCGCCCAGGAACCAAGGAGGUGGUUGUGGAUGUUGACGAUGAUGGUGUGAUUUCAUUGAUCUAUGAGUGCUCUGAGAUGACUGCAGAUUCUAAAUUUGACUGGUCGAAGAAUUACGAAGAUGUCUCUGAUUCGUCUCGUCUUGCUAUGGAGACCAAAGGUGGCAGGUCAAGAGUGGUCUUCAAGGACCCAGCAAUUGAAGAUUUGGGCAUUUACUCAUGUGUUGUCACUGAAACAGAGGGAGUAUCUGCUAGCUAUACCUUAGAUGAAGACGAGCUGAAACGUCUGCUACAAAUCAGCCACGAUCAUAAAUUCCCCAUCGUCCCUCUCAAAUCAGAUCUGGCUGUUGAACUGCUGGAGAAGGGACGCGUUCGCUUCUGGCUGCAAGCAGAAAAGCUCUCUGCCAAUGCUGUAACUAACUUUGUCUUUAAUGAUACAGAGGUGAUCCAUGGAGAGAAAUAUAAAAUGAGUGUUGACAAAAACACUGGUAUUAUUGAAAUGAUAAUGGAAAAAUUGGAAGAUGAAGAUGAAGGCACUUUCACCUUCCAGCUAAAGGAUGGGAAAGCAGUCAAUCAGUCCAGCUUGGUUCUGAUUGGGGAUGUGUUCAAGAAGCUACAGAAGGAAUCAGAAUUCCAGAGGCAAGAAUGGUUCAGAAAACAAGGUCCUCACUUUGUGGAGUAUCUUGGAUGGGAGGUUACUCCAGAAUGUGAUGUUCUGCUGAAAUGCAAGGUGGCGAAUAUUCUGAAGGAGACCACAAUUAUCUGGUACAAGGAUGAGAGAGAGAUAAUGUUUGAUGACAAGCACGACUUCAAGGAGGGGGUGUGCACUCUGCUGAUUUCACAGAUUUCAAAGAAAGAUGCUGGUAUUUAUGAAGUUAUACUGAGGGAUGACAGGGGAAAGGAUAAGAGUUUGUUGAAAUUGGUUGAUCAAGGUUUCACUGAUUUAAUGAAUGAUGUAUUCAGAGUCAUCGCUGAGUCUGCCACAGAGCUGAAGAUCCAGAGCACUGAAGAUGGAAUCAGACUGUAUUCCUUUGUCAAUUAUUACACUGAGGAACUCCGUGUCAGCUGGCAUCAUAAAGAAUCAAAGAUUUCUUACACAGACAGAGUUAAGUGUGGUGUCACUGGCGAGCAGCUGUGGUUACAGAUUAAUGAGCCCACUGAGAAAGAUAAGGGCAAAUACGCAAUAGAAAUCUUUGAUGGUAAAGGUGGACUCCAGAAAGCAGUGGAUGUGUCUGGACAAGCAUAUGAUGAAGCUUAUGCAGAAUUCCAGAGGCUUAAGCAAGCUGCAAUUGCAGAAAGAAACCGUGCUCGAGUGAUUGGUGGUCUGCCUGAUGUGGUCACAAUCCAGGAGGGCAAGUCCCUUAACCUUACCUGCAACAUCUGGGGUGACCCUGUUCCCGAGGUCACGUGGCUGAAGAAUGAGCGUGAGAUGGUGGGAGAUGACCACUGCAUCCUGAAAUUUGAAUCAGGAAAAUUUGCCAGCUUCACUAUUACCUCUGUCAGCUCGGCAGACUCCGGAAAAUACGGCAUUCUGGUGAAAAACAAGUAUGGAACUGAGACUGGUGACUUCACUGUAAGUGUGUUCAUACCAGAUGAUGAAGGGGAGAAAGCUGCUCCCGAGGCUAAGAAGGGAGACAAGAAAAAAUAAAAGUCUAGAGAAAGAGUAGCGAGUAGUCAAGUAUAAUACAAAACAUAAUUGUGUGUACCUUUUGUUUUAUUUGCUUUAUGUUUUGACUCUGCGGGCUAAGAAUCUGUGUUAUCUAAUGCUUUCACUCACCAGGGGCUGUUUUUUAAAACAAAAGCUUGUUGGUAGAUGUAUUGGACUACUGUGUAAUGCACUUGCCUUCUUGCUUGUGCUUCAGAAAAACUGCCCCAUGUCCCUUCAAUACAGAUGGUCUGAGAAUGACAACUUAUUCUUUAAUCCGAAUCCCAUAGUUUGGUGCUUAGUACUUUUCUGUAAAAUCUUGCAUUAAAAUUAGAAACCGUUAAUGUGGUAGAAACACAAACUAUAAAUUGCUCUGAGGAAGGACUCUAUGUUGAGUUUGGCCUUGCCCGACAUUUCUUGUCAGGUAAAAUUGUGCUUUUGAACCUUUUGUGGAUGGUUAAAAAUGGCAAUUGAUAUCAUCUCAUUGAUAAACGUUAUUUCAACCCCGAUCUUCCAUUUACACCUGAAAUCUGUUUUAAUAUUCAGUGGAUUCACGGGCCUGAUCAUAAACAUGCAGUGGGUUGUUGGGCCUGGCCAUGCUUAGUUUGGUGUGACUAAAACACUGUUACAAGUCAAGGCAAGGAAUUAUUGUGCCUGCCGGGUAUUCAGUUGAAGGUGAGUGAAAGUUUGAAUGAUUUCAAGGUGGAAGACAAACUAUGUUUGUGCUGUAGUUUUAAAUUUAAAAAGACUGUUAAGUUAAACAUUUAAUGAGUGAAUUAGAAAGCUACAAUAUAGGCAAUUUUAGUUCAUGUAGAGUUGACGUUAACCAGUCAUUAUGUUGUAUGUGUUACAGUUAAUUUACAAUCACCUCAACUCCGAAAAACAUCACAAUAAUAACAUUGCCACUGUAUUAGGAGCCACCUUUAAAUUGACUAAUAAAUGGUGCACAUGUCCUUUAUCGCUACCUCCA